Messenger RNA from Knipowitschia caucasica, 1287 nucleotides. NCBI's taxonomy places the organism in Eukaryota, Metazoa, Chordata, Actinopteri, Gobiiformes, Gobiidae. The record is from the annotation of a GenBank genome assembly.
AUGUCUUUAAACACGACGCUUAAUGCAAACUGGACAACGUUCAAGGAAGACUUCAAAAAGGAGAUGAAAGACGAGUUUGCACAGUUUAAGAUACAGAUUCACCAGCAGUUAGCCACCACUUCGCUAAAGCUACAAGAUCAUGAGCAGAAGCUGGAGGAAAUGGCUGCACGCAUUGACGAGCAGGAGACUUGGGCCGCGGUGGCUAACGAGGCGCUGAGCCGGUCUCUAAAAGAGCAAAGUGCGCUACAGGAUCAAGUGAACGACUUGGAAUCUAGGUCGAGAAGGAACAAUAUGAGAAUCUACGGGGUGCCUGAAGGAGCCGAGGGGAGCUCGGUGAUUCAGUUCGUGGAGGGGCUGCUAGCUAAUGAAAAGCUAAUCAGUGGAGGAACAGAUCCACAGAUACAACGAGCACACCGGUCGCUCGCACCGAGACCGAACCCCAACGCUCCGCCAAGAUCCAUAGUAGUGAACUUCCUUCAGUUCAGAGUAAAAGAGACAAUCCUCAGAAACGCUUGGAAAAAGAAAAUUCAGAUUGGCGACAGGAUCCUUUCAUUUGACUUUGAUUACACCACCGACGUGAUUCAGAAACGUAAGGAAUAUAAAGCCAUCAAAGCCGCACUGAAGGAGAGAGGUGUCCGCUUUCAGACUCCAUUCACCCGGAUGCGAAUCCACUGGGACAGUGGACCGCAGAUGUACAACAGUGCGGGAGACGCCGAGAGAGAACUACGCAAAAGGGGCUUCUUUGCUGGCCACACAGAAGAGCACGUUUCGGAGGGCCCAAUAACAUCACAACAACUGGAGCAGACAUCACCUUGGCACGACGCGUGGAGAGGGAGGCAGCGAAACGCGCACGAGAACGACUGCAGGAGUUUCAGCGUAAACCCAGACAAUGAGCCCGGAGCAGUCUUCAAAAAGAGGAACACGAUGAUGUCUCCAAGGGCUGGGCCCGAGCGCUGGAACAGCGCGGCGCUCUAUGGGUCUGGGAAGCCGGUGGAUAUAGAACUCCUCUGUUACGUAUCCAUCCACGGUAUUGUCGGGAUGAAUCGGGAGAAUCCAGCGCCACGAACUGUCCGGGAAAGGGCAGACAUCCUGGUGGACAUCGCCAAACUGUACUGGAGGAACACGCCCGCGCUGGGAGCGAAGGUAGACUCUUACUCUUACGGCAGUGCCACCUCUCUUUCCCCGUUUCCUGUGGCGCUUUCGUGGGAGAGCACAGGAGCGGUGCAGGUACGGGGGCAGAGCCAAGGAGAGAGGGGGGGUAGGCCACCCGAGGAUCGGUUUCCAUAA